AUAUAUUGCAUAAGUUCCAUUUUUUUCAUCCUCUUCAUUUGACUAACCUCUGUUUAUGAAUACUUCGAGAUAGGUCGACCUAAACCAAACAACGUUAUGAUAUGUGUACAAAUAAAUUCAAUAUCUACAAAUUUGUUGGUCUAUAAUACGUUGCGAAAGUAAAAUAUUCUUUUUUUGAGAAUGAAAGUAAUUCGUGUUAAUUCAAAAAACGUUAUUUUAAUUUUUUUUGCACUUUUAUCACAUAUUAUUAGGGAAGUACAUAUGUGUUAUGGUAAUGAUCGUAUAAUAAGUUAUGCGUUAAAAGAAUCUAAUGCAAAUUCUACGCCUGCUUAUAGUAGUAAAAAGGAAGAAAUGUCAGGCUUGUGUCCAGCUGGAAUACUGUGUUCCGAGUUAAGAGUAGAAUGUUUAAAAUGUAAUUUAAAUACCAAUUGUGUGUACGGAGCAAUUUAUGUUGCAAAUUGUACUGUACUAGAAAACGUUGAUUGUAUAGGUGAACAGAACUUUCAAAAAGAAUACAUAUGUCGUUAUUGUUAUCAAACUGAACCUUGGGAACAUCAAUGUCAUCUAAAAAAUUCCUGCAGUUCUGUAGCAUCGCCUCAACAAUAUUACAGAACAAAUUGUACAGUCAAUGGUUAUAUAUUGUGUUUGGGAAAAAGGAAAUUUAUGAAAAAUUUACGAUGCAACUGGACAGUAGGAUACAGAUGGUCUACCGCCUUGAUACUGAGCAUUACUUUAGGAGGUUUUGGUGCAGAUAGAUUCUAUUUGGGACAUUGGCAAGAAGGUAUUGGCAAAUUAUUUAGUUUUGGAGGACUUGGUGUAUGGACUUUGAUUGAUGUAAUAUUGAUUUCUAUGAGAUAUUUAGGACCAGCAGAUGGAUCUCUCUAUAUUUAAAUAUUAUUCUAUCUUGUGAAACUAAUGUAAGAUUAUUUAUGAGACCUCUCGAAUUUUAUGUAAAAAGCCUAGAUAUUAUACUAUUAUUUUAUUAGA
Molecule: messenger RNA, 987 nt
Organism: Vespula pensylvanica (western yellowjacket)
Lineage: Eukaryota; Metazoa; Arthropoda; Insecta; Hymenoptera; Vespidae
Gene: amx
Product: TM2 domain-containing protein almondex
Exons: 6
Coding region: 181-891 (236 amino acids)
Source: RefSeq, a predicted model, not a curated record